GGACCCCCAAAGGGCUGUCUUUGGUUAAGUGCCGGUUAAAAAAAAAUGUCGACAUGUUACCGAAAAAAUGAGUAAUAAUAAAUUAAAAUAAACGACGUUGAAAUUGCCACAGGCGCUGAGGCAGGGUUGUGGGACGGCUCCCCCCCCCACCGUAGCGGGGGUCCUAGCUCACCGGAGUCGCUGCUCAGCUGAUCGCAGCCGGAAUGAAAUUGUCGCGCGGACUCCGUCCCCACGUCUCUCUCCGUCUCUCUCAGCGCUCGUCGCCUCAUUCCUCACCUUCACCACCUUCACCACGUUUGCAUUAUUCGAGCCGUGCUCCGCGACUCGGCGGCGAAUGCUGGUGAGAGCCGCCGUGAAGGAAUCCGACACGAGAAGUGACGAAGUUGUGACACAACCACCGUGUACCACGCAGCUAUGGACAAGAUCCUGGAGGGUCUGCUGAGCUCAUCGCACCCGCUGCCGGUGAAGCGCAGCGUGGUGAAGAAGGUCCUUGAAGCGGCCGAAGGCAAACUGGAUGGAGAGCAAUGCCAGGCCAUGUUCACGCUCGCCACACGCCUCACUCUGCUCAGUGAAGAUACCUUCCAGAGACAGGUCGGCCAGCAGGUGCUGGACGCUUACGCGCGCUGCCACCGCGCCCAGUUCGGCGACUUCUUCAACAGCGAGCUGGUGCUCGGGAUGCUGCGCCAAGGCUACGGCUCGCUGGGCCGGCGUGACGCGCGCCUCCUCGACUUUGUGCAGCACGGCCUACGCCUGAGCCUCAGCCUCCCGUCCGUGCUCGCCGUGUACGCCUCGCUGCGCUCCGAGGCCUUGCGCAUGGUGUGCGAGCGCCUCCGACCGUCUACGGCGUGCAGACUCGGCGAGCUACUCAUAGAGUUCCCGCAGUGUCUGCCCAGAGAGGGGCAGCAGGCCAUUGUCUUCUGCAAGCAGCUUGUGCGGACCAUCGGUCACUUUGUCUGCCCGGCGACGGCAGCAGAGGGGGACAGUGCCGACAGCGAGAAGGCCAUCCGGGAAUUCAUUGGGCAUGUGAAUCGCGUCAGCGGGCUGCUGCCCAAGGUGUGGGUGUCGGAGCCGGCCGCCCUCCUCCCUUCCCUGCAGGAGGUGUUUGCCAUCAUCUCCACUCCAGACGUCCCCGCCGAUCCAUCAAUCGCGCUUGCCAGCCUGGUGCAGUACAUCCCCCUGCAGAUGACCAACGUCAUCAUCCAUAGCCUGACGACCGACGCCAAUGUCCACGACGCCAACAUGAUGGUGGCCCUGUGCAGGAUGAUUGACUGGCUGUCUUGGCCUUUGGCCCAACGUGUGGACUGCUGGGUGACAGCAUUGCUCAAGGGUCUGGCUGCCGUGAAUAAAUUCACCAUCCUCAUCGAUGUCACCGUCCUCAAAAUCGAGCAGGUGCUGAGUCGGCUCUGGUUCCCGGUGGUGCGAGCUGGCGCGCUGUCCGUGCUCUCGCACAUGCUGCUCAGCUUCCAGCACUCGCCUGAGGCCUUCCACCUGCUGCUGCCACACAUGCCGGGGCUGGUUACGGAUUUGCGCAAAGAGGCGUCUCCCACCAGCAUGGCGUGCCUUCGGCAGCUGUCCCGCCUCAUGCAGUGCAUGAUGUAUCAGUACUCCGGCUUCCCUGACCUCUACGAGCCAAUCCUCGAGCUCUUCAAGGAUUUCCCCUUGCUGCACGAGGACGACAUCAAGCGCACGCUCACUCGCAGCGCGUGGACGUCGCAGCGCUCGGCAUCCCCCACGGGGCCUCUGCAGCGGGCGGCAGACAGGUCGGAAACCGGGAGGACCGGCCUCGUCAACCUGGGCAACACCUGCUACAUGAACAGCAUCAUCCAGGCGCUCUUCAUGACCACACAUUUCCGCCGAGCGGUUCUGUCUCUGAGCCUCAACGGCUCACGUCCUCUGAUGGGAAAACUGCAGCUUCUCUUCGCCUUUUUGGCUCAUACACAGCGCUCUGCAUUUGAGCCGAGGAAUUUCCUGGAGGUGUCGCGCCCCCCGUGGUUCACGCCGGGCUCCCAGCAGGACUGCUCCGAGUACCUCAAGUACCUCCUCACCAGGAUACACGAAGAAGAAAAAACUCUAAUUCAGCUAAGUAGGAAUGCAAAAGCAGCAAAGCAAGGUCCAGAGUCUAGCGGGAUCUUGCUGACAGAAACACAAUCCGCCGGUGGGAAUCCACAAGACUGCAAAAGAACAGGUGCUGAAGCUCUAGAAUCACCGAAGGAAGUUUCUGAGAAAGACGAGGAGAGGACGCUGGUGGAAAAAAUGUUCGGCGGGAAGUUAUUGACAAGGAUCUCCUGCAAGAAUUGCCGAGGCGUGUCGGAGAGGUUCGAGGCGUUCACCGACCUCUCCUUGGCUUUCCCGACGCAGGGUGUCGAGUCCGCUGCAAAGCUUGAUUCGGUGCAGCCGGUCACGAGUUCGCACUUGGCCAACGAAGUAAGCAGUGUGCCAAAUGUGACACAACACUCGGCACUGCCUUCGGGCUGCGCGCAGGCGCCCGAGUGUCAAGGUGUGAACGUAAAGGAUCCCACGCAGCUUGGCAUCAGUGAUGAAGUGAGCGAAUCGGCGUGCACCUUCCGCAGCGAGAGCCCCACAGGCUCAACGCAAGCAAGCGCCUCUACUCCGGCCACAAGCGUAAGCGAUGACAGUCGCUGUUCCCAAGAAACGGAAACGGCAGAAACAUCUAACACCAAAGUAGACGCUGCCACGAUGACUAUGCCGAGCGACGGCAUAGAACAUUUCACCGACGUUGCGGUAGAAGUGCGGCCGGGACCCCACGUUCUAGUCGGCGGCAACGGUGUCUCCGUCUCGAGUAAUGAACGACCGCCAUCAAAGCCGGAGGUCGUCGUUUGUUCACCUGACUCUGACACAGACAGGGAGUCGGAAAGCGUGCCCGGUCUGAUCAAUUAUUUCCUAACACCAGAGACACUGAGCGGGGAGAACCGGUAUUACUGCGAGGCGUGCAAUUCCCUGCAGGACGCGGAGCGUGCCACGUUGGUGGCCGAGAGCCCCGAGUACCUGGUCCUGACGCUGCUGCGGUUCUCCUACGACAUGCGGACUCACUCCCGCCGCAAGAUCCUGCGCAAUGUGCACAUCCCUCCCAGCCUCGUCCUCUCAGCACGGGCCAAGAUGAAAUGUGUUCCGCCACCGCCGAAGAACCACUGCUCGCAGGACUGCAGCUGCAACCUAAAGGUCAGCUCGGGGGUGGACACCGAUGACUCCUGCUGCAAUGCUAAGUCUCCGCUCUGCAAAAAAAUGAAACAUUCUGAAGUGGAGCUCGAAUCGGACGGGUUUUGUGACUCGACUGUGCCGUACGUGCUUACGUCCGUAGUGGUGCAUUCGGGGAUGUCUUCGGAGAGCGGCCACUAUUACAGCUACGCCCGGGACUGUGGGAAGCAGCGCGGGGGCACGAGACGCUGCCACAGAUUCAGCAGCAGCAACAACAACCUCAUGCCAGAGGGCACGGCUGCAUCUCCCACCGGCACGACCAGCGAUCUCGAUGAGUCUUCAGCUCCUCCGCCUGAUAAAGACGUUGACGAUAGAGGCCCGCCGAGCUGUCAACUCCCUUGUGCCACCGCCUCAAAGGUUGACCAGGAGGAAGAGAAGACUGCAGAUGAGUCGGAGGAGGAGGAGGAGGAGCAGGGGGAGGAAUGGCUUUUGUUCAACGACAGCCGCGUGUCUUUCUCGUCGUUUGGCUCCGUGAGCGGCGUUACGAGCCGCUUCCCCAAGGACACGGCGUACGUGCUGAUUUACCGGCGAAGGGACCGCCGGCCGGAGGGAGACGGUGCUGCUUGCGAGCGACUUUGCUUUGAGCCGCCCCUCCGCAAGGAGUUAAUGGAGGCUGUGAGCCGCGACAACAAGCUCUACCUCCAGGAGCAGGAGCUGGAGGCACGGACCCGUGCUCUCCGUACCUCCUCCUCAUCCUCAUCAUAUCACCGCCGCGAUGACGAUGACAGCCACUCGCCUGGGAGCUGCGGCCCUGGGGGUGGAGGCAGUGGAUUCAGCUCCAUCAGCCGCCUAGUCUUUUGACCCGAACUUCAUCUGCACGUCUGAGCCCAGUGUAACCUCCACCUCACUCCCCAAGCCUCCCCUCCGUGACCAUCCACUUUAAUCCCAUUACUGAACAACUCAGGCUGCAUGAAUUACUUUUUGGCCAAAGUGGUGAAUGUUUGUGUUUUUUUCAUGUGCGCUUUUUCUCAACUCAGUAGCUCGAAGGCAUAACCGCUUGCAGGCUGCAAUAUAAAUUUCCCAACUCCGAUAUUAGGCAGUUGGGUGGAUCAGUAGUGGGAGCACUGGCCUUCGGGCCAGUUAGCAAUGAGUCCAUAGCUUCAUUCCCACCACUUGGCAGUAAUUUCCUUGUAACGUUACCAUAGCAUCCUGUGCUGGAAGUGAACGUUACAGAUCUUGUGACACCAUUCUCAACAGAAGACUAUAUUGUGCCAUAGGUGAAAUAUUUGUUUUUUUAUUACCCUAAACUAAGUUAUAAAAUAUUUGCACUUUGCAAAGACAUACAUCUUUCUUACAAUUCGAUACUUUAAUUUGGGCUUUUGUUUAUGGGGAAAAGGUUUUUGAAUAAAUUUUGAUGCACAUUAAUUGAAAAUCGCAUGUUGAACUCUAUAUAUUCACCACUCCAGUUAGUAAAUUCCCAGAUUUAUUACCAGUUGUUGUUUAGAGAAACUUGAUAAUAAAAUAUUGACUUAAAGCUUUGGUGACUGCAGGAACUCAGUAAAGUCACGUAGAUAGAAAAAAUAAUAAAUAAUAAAAAGAUCAUGACGUUUCGAUCGCAACACAAGCGGUCGUCAUCAGGAAAAGUGGGGUUCGCUUCUAAAGACAACUGCUUAUUAAGGUUUGAAAUGGGCGUAGCCCAAAUGUCAGCAGCCAAUGCAAGUGGUGGACAGCGACCGCGGCAGUGGUGGGCUUUCCACCAAUCACAGGACUGCCAGGCAGAGAUUAGCAUGUCAAUGCAAGAUCGCCGAGACUCCUUCACGGCGAGUGCGCCAAGGUGGCUAUGUUAAUGUGAGAGGUUAGCAUGUUGAUGGAAGAUCGCGAAGCAGCAGCCUCGAGGAUGGCGCGCAAGGUAGCUGUGUUAGUGAGAAAUUUAAUCUGUUAAUGUCAAAAAUCAGAGCCGAAAAUAAUAACUAACAUCGGAAGGUGGUAGGCUGGGAACAUCACAGCCCGUUAUGAUUUAAACUGGUUAAUAACGUCCUUCCA
This is a messenger RNA of Petromyzon marinus (sea lamprey), 5199 nucleotides long. RefSeq names its product ubiquitin specific peptidase 38 (gene USP38). Gene Ontology annotation, cellular component: cytosol; nucleus. Gene Ontology annotation, biological process: protein deubiquitination. Lineage: Eukaryota; Metazoa; Chordata; Hyperoartia; Petromyzontiformes; Petromyzontidae. The record is from RefSeq and is a predicted model, not a curated record. Gene Ontology annotation, molecular function: cysteine-type deubiquitinase activity.